Cladophialophora yegresii CBS 114405 is the source of this 1062-nucleotide messenger RNA. RefSeq names its product guanine nucleotide-binding protein subunit beta. The transcript has 5 exons. Lineage: Eukaryota; Fungi; Ascomycota; Eurotiomycetes; Chaetothyriales; Herpotrichiellaceae. Gene Ontology annotation, cellular component: cytoplasm; heterotrimeric G-protein complex. Gene Ontology annotation, biological process: G protein-coupled receptor signaling pathway. The coding region runs from base 1 to 1062 and encodes 353 amino acids. The record is from RefSeq and is a predicted model, not a curated record. Gene Ontology annotation, molecular function: protein binding; signaling receptor complex adaptor activity.
AUGUCGACCGACUUGACGGGAGAGCAAAUGCAGGCCAAAAUCACGGCUGCGAGAAGAGAAGCGGAGGGUCUGAAGGACAGAAUCAAGCGCAAGAAGGAUGAUUUGGCAGACACCAGCUUGCGACAAGUCGCCCUCAACAAUACCGAAGCCUUGCCACGGAUAGGCAUGAAGCCUCGACGGAACCUCAAAGGCCAUCUCGCCAAAAUCUACGCCAUGCAUUGGUCGACCGAUCGCCGGCAUUUGGUCUCGGCCUCUCAAGACGGCAAGCUCAUUAUCUGGGAUGCCUAUACCACCAACAAAGUCCACGCCAUUCCCCUGCGAUCCUCCUGGGUCAUGACCUGCGCCUACGCUCCUAGCGGCAACUACGUUGCCUGCGGUGGUCUGGACAACAUUUGCUCAAUCUACAAUCUCUCCACCCGGGAAGGUCCCACACGCGUUGCCCGCGAACUGUCUGGUCAUUCCGGCUAUCUGUCGUGCUGUCGAUUUGUUAAUGACAGAAAAAUCAUCACUUCAUCUGGCGAUAUGACCUGCAUGAUGUGGGAUAUUGAGACGGGCUCUAAAGUCACCGAAUUUGCAGACCACUUGGGCGAUGUGAUGAGCAUCAGCAUCAACCCAACCAAUGCAAAUAUUUUUGUCAGCGGUGCAUGCGACGCCUUCGCCAAGUUAUGGGAUGUGCGAACCGGAAAGGCUGUCCAAACAUUUGCGGGACACGAAUCUGACAUAAACGCCAUUCAAUUCUUCCCGGAUGGAAAUGCCUUUGGAACCGGAUCUGAUGAUGCUUCGUGCAAGCUUUUCGAUAUCAGAGCAGACCGGGAGCUGAUGUCCUAUCAGAAUGAACAAGUCCUCUGCGGCAUCACGUCUGUCGCUUUCUCCGUUUCCGGUCGAUUGCUCUUCGCCGGAUACGAUGACUUCGAAUGCAAGGUCUGGGAUACUCUACGUGGCGAUAAAGUCGGUUCCUUGAAUGGUCACGAGAACCGUGUCAGCUGCCUUGGUGUUAGCAACGACGGGAUCAGCUUAUGUACUGGCUCAUGGGAUUCUCUUCUCAAGAUCUGGGCUUGGUGA